Molecule: messenger RNA, 1143 nt
Organism: Strongyloides ratti
Lineage: Eukaryota; Metazoa; Nematoda; Chromadorea; Rhabditida; Strongyloididae
Product: Protein IWS1 homolog
Exons: 3
Coding region: 1-1143 (380 amino acids)
Biological process (GO): poly(A)+ mRNA export from nucleus
Cellular component (GO): nucleus
Source: RefSeq, a predicted model, not a curated record
AUGUCUUCAGAUGGUAGGAAGUCAUCAUCUAAAAGUCUUAGUCCAAUUCCAAGAAAUAAUUCAUUAUCUGAAGGUGGUUCUUCACCAAAAACACAACAAGAAGUUAGAGAAUUUGAAGAAGAAAAAAAUAAUCAAUUAUUUGGUGACGUUAGUGAUUCUGAUGAUGAUGGAGAUGAUGAAAUUGUAAUAAAUAGAGCAAGAGAAGGUAGUAAAAGUGAUGAGGAAAGAAAAAGUCCAUCACUUUUGGCUGAUGAGGAUCCUAAUGAUGGUGUAAUACUUAGUGAAGAAGAGGAACGUCCACGAAUUCCCGGUUUUGCUUCAGACUUUGAUGAAAUGAUUGCCCGUAGAAAGGCACUUAAUAAAAGUAAAAGAAAACGUAAAAAUGAUGAUUUAACAUUAUUAAAUCAUUAUGAUGAUCAAAUUAGGGAUCUUAUGUAUAGAAUGGUUGAUGCAGCUAAAGAAGAUAUAGAUUUAAAUAGAAAAGGUUUACCUGCUCCUAAUAAAUUAAUGAUGUUAAAUGAUGUUAAAAGUAUGCUAUUAGCACAAGAAAGAUAUGAUCAAUUAAUUGAUAAUGGUUUUUUUGGUUGUAUUUCACAAUGGUUAACACCUUUACCAAAUCAAGCAUUACCAAGUAUUCAAAUAAGAACAUCUUUAAUAAAAUUAUUACAUGAUUAUUAUAAAAAACUUGAUACAUCAUCAUUAAAAGCUAGUGGUUUAGGAAAAGCAGUUAUGUUUUUGUCAGAUCAUCCAGAAGAGACAUAUGAAAAUAAAAAAUAUGCUAGGAGACUUAUUAGGGCAUGGAUGGAACCUAUUUUUGCUGCAGAGCUAGAAGAAAAAGGAAGACAAAUGAGGGAGAAAAGAGAAAAAGAAGCUUUGAAGGAGGCAGCUAAAAGAAGACGUCUAUCGAAAGAAUCUGAAAAAAAUCCGGAACGUGAAAUAAAUAGAGCUCGUGUUCCUCAAUUUACAGCACGUGAAUAUUUACAUAGACCAUCGGCAAAUUUUGAUGCCACUGUCCCAUCAACUUCUAGGGGUGGAGAGGGUGAUAGAUUUUCUAAAUUAUCAAAAAGUCUUCAAGAUCGUUCAAAAACUAAUAAAGGUCCAGAUCGUAUGGUAAAAGUAUCCAUUGAAGGAAGAAGAAUGUAA